AUCUCUAUCAAAUCUACUUCGUUGUGAUGCUGGUAUCAAAAACCAAAACCGUAAACUCUUGCGCGUCGUAUAAAACAACAAACCUGAAGUAGAAUCGAGAGAUAUUGUUGCCCCCAUUUACAUUUCUGCACGAUCAUCAUCAUGGUGAAAGAGACUGAAUACUACGAGAUCUUAGGCGUCAAAACUGAUGCUUCAGAUGCUGAGAUUAAAAAGGCUUACUACUUAAAAGCAAGGAAAGUUCAUCCAGACAAGAACCCUGGAGACCCUCAAGCUGCUAAAAACUUUCAGGUUUUAGGUGAGGCUUAUCAGGUUCUAAGCAAUCCGGAUAAGCGAGCAGCUUAUGACAAAUAUGGCAAAGAAGGGGUCCAACAGGAUGCAAUGGUUGAUCCUGCAGCUGUAUUUGGUAUGCUUUUCGGAAGCGAAGUCUUUGAAGAAUACGUUGGCCAGCUUGCACUUGCUUAUUUGGCAUCUAUCGAAGCUGACUUAGAAUCACAUGACCCUGAAAUCAGAAAGCAAAUGCUUCAAGACAAGAUCAAAGCUCUUCAAAAGGAGAGGGAAGACAAGCUCGCCGCUACAUUGAAAAACAAACUUGAACCCUUUGUGGAAAGACAAACAGAUGAAUUUAUCGAAUGGGCAAACGAAGAGGCAAAGCGGCUUUCUUCUGCCGGUUUUGGCGAGGCAAUGAUGCAUACUAUUGGUUACAUUUACACAAGAAAAGCUGCUAAAGAAAUCGGGAAAGACAAGCGAUAUAUGAAAGUACCAUUCUUAGCUGAAUGGGUGCGUGACAAAGGCCACCAUAUGAAAUCUCAAGUGAUGGCUGCUUCUGGUGCGGUUUCGUUACUUCAGUUGCAGGAUGAAGUAAACAAGUUGAAUGAACACCAAGGAGAGAACAAAGAGGAACAUAUUCAGAAAGCUAUUGAAGCUAAAAUGGAUGCUUUGCUUCAAUCUCUUUGGCAAAUCAAUGUUCUCGACAUCGAAUCCACGCUAUCUCGUGUUUGCCAAUCUGUGCUUAAAGAUCCAAGUGUUUCGAAGGAUGUUCUUCGAGCUCGUGCCAUAGGACUGAAGAAACUUGGAACGAUCUUCCAGGUGAGCAAGAAGAACAAAAGGGGUGCUAAGAAGCCGUACACGAGAGGAAGCAGCUUGCGUCGGGAAGCCACCACCGUGAAAAUGGACACCGGAGGUUCUUCAAAGGCGACGUCUUGAAACUCCGGAACUUAAAAUGCUGUUUCUUUUAUUGGUUGAAGUUGGAUUUGUCCUUCGUUUUUUACUUUCCCCAGUUUUGUAGAGAUUGCUUUCUAUGUUAACUUUUUUUUCGUGUAGAUGUUACAUUUAAGGUGGUGCAUUACUGCAUUCUCAUUAAAAUCUUUUCGUCACAUUAUUCAAAUUUCUUAUACAUUCAGAGCUAGUGAUGAAAUGAUCUA
This is a messenger RNA of Arabidopsis thaliana (thale cress), 1421 nucleotides long. Its product is annotated as DNAJ heat shock N-terminal domain-containing protein. The transcript is spliced from 10 exons. The record is from RefSeq and is marked reviewed. Bases 142 to 1203 code for a protein of 353 amino acids. NCBI's taxonomy places the organism in Eukaryota, Viridiplantae, Streptophyta, Magnoliopsida, Brassicales, Brassicaceae.